AUGGCAAGGGGAGGUGCGGUUCGACUGGCAUUGCUCUUCAGCCUGGCGUCGGUGGCCUACCACCUCUGCCGGGAAGGCCUGGCCUUCACCCCGGGACGCACCGCAGCUGCCUGGGGUUGGAACGGCCAGGGCCGGGACCCCAACGUCGCACGGAAUGCCGUGGAAGAUGUGGCGACCAUUCAAGAGCUGGAUGACGCGAUCGCACGAACGGCGCAAGGGGAGCCAAACGUUCUGAUCGUUGGCUUCUCUACGACCUGGUGUGGCCCUUGCAAGCUGAUGGAUCCCAAGGUGAAGGAGCUCAGUGAGAUCUUCGAAGCCAAAGCGACCUUCCUCAAGGUCAUGGGAGACAAGGCAGCAGAGGGGAUGCAGAUCAUGAAGCGAGAAGGUGUUCGCACCGUUCCGCUGUACCAAAUUUACAAGGACGGCCAGAAGGUGGGCUCCGUGUCUGGAGCAGAUGCGGAGGCCCUGACCAGCAAAAUCGAACAGCACACUGGUAUGAAGGCGACUGAGCCCAGCAACGGCUGA
This is a messenger RNA of Symbiodinium sp. CCMP2592, 525 nucleotides long. The record is from the annotation of a GenBank genome assembly. NCBI's taxonomy places the organism in Eukaryota, Dinophyceae, Suessiales, Symbiodiniaceae.